Molecule: messenger RNA, 726 nt
Organism: Alternaria viburni
Lineage: Eukaryota; Fungi; Ascomycota; Dothideomycetes; Pleosporales; Pleosporaceae
Gene: SAR1
Product: COPII coat GTPase
Exons: 9
Coding region: 1-726 (241 amino acids)
Biological process (GO): intracellular protein transport; membrane organization; endoplasmic reticulum to Golgi vesicle-mediated transport
Cellular component (GO): COPII vesicle coat; endoplasmic reticulum exit site
Molecular function (GO): GTP binding; GTPase activity
Source: RefSeq, a predicted model, not a curated record
AUGUGGAUUCUCGACUGGUGUAAGUUAACUACCCUCCCUCGUUAUGUCCCGAACUGGAUGGACCACUCUCUCAUAGCACUGCUGUCGCCUUCCGAGGUCAACGCCUACAACAUCGCGCAAGGAAAUAUCAAGGCCAGGCUUAUCACAUGCGCAUCGACACUAUACCAUCGCAUAUUCUGGGAUGUUCUGUCCUCGCUUGGACUCAUGAACAAGCAUGCCAAACUCCUCUUUCUCGGACUUGACAAUGCAGGAAAGACCACGCUUCUGCACAUGCUCAAGAACGACAGGGUCGCUGUCCUUCAGCCGACUCUGCACCCCACUUCCGAAGAGCUCUCAAUAGGAAACGUCAAGUUCACAACCUUCGAUCUCGGAGGUCACGCACAAGCCCGCCGACUAUGGCGCGAUUACUUCCCCGAAGUUUCCGGCAUCGUCUUCCUUGUUGACGCCAAAGACCACGAGCGUCUCUCCGAGUCAAAAGCCGAGCUCGAUGCUCUUCUCGCCAUGGAGGAGCUGAAGAACACUCCUUUCGUCGUUCUUGGAAACAAGAUCGACCACCCCGACGCCAUCUCCGAGGACCAGCUCCGUUCCGCGCUUGGUCUAUACCAGACAACCGGUAAGGGCAAGGUACCGCUCGAGGGUAUCCGCCCGGUUGAGGUCUUCAUGUGCAGUGUGGUCAUGAGGCAGGGAUACGGAGAGGGUAUCAGAUGGUUGAGCCAGUACGUCUAG